AUUUUUAAAGAGAUCCGCUAUACUUACAGAGGUUAUAGUUAUAGUAAUAAAAUUAGUUGAAGGAUGUUUUAUUAAUUUUAGAUUAUAUUUUUGCAGCAAUACUGCAAGACUGGAAUCAGAUCAUUUUAUUUUUUUUAAGCUGGAGUUGCUGACUUUUCAUAUUGUGCCAUUCUUCCAUACAUCUGGAUCGGAGUUUGACGAGGUGCUUGUAGGACAAGGAGCACGGCGGGUUCGAGAUCUGUUCGAUAAAGCAAAAGCGAGAGCUCCCUGCAUUAUCUUUAUUGAUGAGGUGGAUAGUGUUGGAUCAAAGCGAGUUUCAAACAGUAUCCAUCCGUAUGCUAAUCAGACCAUCAAUCAAUUGUUGAGUGAAAUGGAUGGAUUCAAUCGAAAUGAGGGUGUUAUAGUGAUUGCGGCUACAAACCGGGUAGAGGAUUUGGAUAAGGCUCUGCUCCGUCCUGGUCGAUUUGAUGUGCGAGUCACAGUGCCGAAACCGGAUUUGGCAGGUCGAAUAGAUAUAUUCGACUUUUACUUACAAAGAAUCAUACAUUCUCCUAAUGUCGAUCCAAGAAUCUUGGCCAAAGUAUGUGGAAGAAUACCCGAUGAAGAAGCGAAUAGGAAUACUGCUUAUCAUGAAGCUGGUCACACAUUGGUGACACUUUAUACAAAACAUGCUACUCCAUUGCAUAAGGUAACAAUAAUUCCCCGAGGACAAUCACUUGGCCAUACGGCAAUGCUUCCUGAAAAAGAUGAAUAUCAAAUGACGAAAGGACAACUUCUCGCAGCUCUU
Messenger RNA from Strongylus vulgaris, 787 nucleotides. The record is from the annotation of a GenBank genome assembly. NCBI's taxonomy places the organism in Eukaryota, Metazoa, Nematoda, Chromadorea, Rhabditida, Strongylidae.